Messenger RNA from Oncorhynchus gorbuscha (pink salmon), 2085 nucleotides. RefSeq lists its product as uncharacterized. The coding region runs from base 342 to 683 and encodes 113 amino acids. The transcript is spliced from 6 exons. Lineage: Eukaryota; Metazoa; Chordata; Actinopteri; Salmoniformes; Salmonidae. The record is from RefSeq and is a predicted model, not a curated record.
CAUCACAAUAGGUAUUUUUAUCAGACGAAUCAAGGCUGUACGUCCCAUGAACCCUACUCUCUCCGCCCUCCUGAAGAUCGCAGUCAGCUGAUGUAAAGUGUGUUGAGAAAGUUCGCUGGCGGAGCAGAGCGACAGAGGGUUUCCUGGUGAGCUCGCAACCGACCAGCGGCGAACGAGAGGAGCGUCAUCACUCCCUUUAAUUUCACAACACGCGUGCAAAAAUGUGGACGGAGGUGAAAAACCAGACCAAAAUUGUAUUUAGCGAUGGAAACACCUCGGAGGUAAGCGUUAGACAAACUCAUCGUAGGCGAAUAAACAAAUAAAAACAGAGAGCUGUUCCAAUGCACACAUGGGUCCUCGCUUCAUAUGAACAGCGCAAUGAGUCAACGGCCAUCCCUCGCCCCUCAUACACAGAAGACCCCCAGGCCAGAGGAAGUGGCAUCAUCCCAGGUUUCAGUUGGAACAUGCUCAAUGUUUGUUUCCAUGGUGGAAAAGAAAAAGACUUAAUCAGACACGUGUCAGGUGGCCAGACCCAGGCAGGCCAGAGGUUUGGAAGACAGCGUGACAUUCCGCUAGCCACGGAGCCAUUGCAGCUGCAGUAUUCAUUGGUUUCGUAUUGGGUCUCUAUGCAGUUCUGUGGAAGUGUAUGGUCUCACCACCCCAAAGGAAGAAGAGGAGGGUGAGGGUUCGAGACAAGAGGAGCCAAGUAUGCUGACUGACAAUCAGGAUCUCAUCUAGGCCAUCUGGCCAGAGGAUCCGCUGGAUCCAACUCCUGCAUCAAACCCCGGCCAGUCAAACGAACCCGAAAAGAUCCACUCAUACUGACUUGAGUCUCUCAUCAGGAUGUUCCUGGACAUCAGAGAGGAAAUGGAGAUUCAGAAACAUUUGCAUGGAGCUAGGGGAUGGCAUAAUUAUGGAUCUAGCUUAUCAUGGUCAGAGGAUGGACCGGAAUCUAAGGAUCCGGUCAAAUGGAUCUAAAAGGAUCUUCUAAAUUGCCUUAAGAGGAUCCACUCAAAUGGCUAAUGGAUCCAACUGAAGUUCAUCAGAGAGCAUGAACAAACCAUCCAAACCAGUUAAGCUGGGGUCUGCAGACCCAUCAAACUUGGAAACAUUUUUGUAUGUAAAAAAAAAAAUCAGAAUAUUACUAACCGGUCAAACACAUUUUUGCCAAGAGAUCUGUUGAAUUAGUUUAGAGUGUAAAUACAAUAAAAUGUCAUAUUAUUAAUAUACAAUUUAUGUUCUUAAACCCUGGACAACGUGGGCCUGGGAGGCUCACAGGGAUAUUGGCAUCUACAGUACUCACCAAUUAUAUAUUUUAACUCAACCCAUAGUGUGUGUAUAUUUUAAACUGCAGUUUUUGUCUCAUGGGAAAAUGUGUAGAAUUGCAGAAUAUUAGUGCUAAAGCUGCAACAACACACACUCUUUGCCCCAUGACAAAAUAUGUCAAGAGGCUGGCCUUUUAAAAUGUUCCUCCCCAGGACCGAGCCUUGGUUCGUCCGGCCAUACACUGAAGUCAUAGUAAAACACCGUGUAUGCUAUUUUUCUCACUCGAGUUGUUCUGAUUGAGGGGGUCCCUUUAUAUAUUUGCUAUCACAAGAGGUGCCGGACCCCAAUAGUUUGAGAGAGCCUGAUCUAAAUGAUUCUAGGAUCCACUGUAUGCCACAGUGCUAUGCCUGCGUGAGAUGCUGACUUUUAACUGAAGCGUAGCUAUACUGUUGUCUGCGGGUCACUGACAGUGAAAUCUGUACUACUGAGGAAGGAGGCAGCACAGGUCACUGUUCUUCCUAUCAGUCAACAAGCCUACUGGCCUGGCAAACAUGUUGGGUAUGUUUUCUCUCUCUCUGUUUGGGUGAAAAUGUGUGUAGAUUUUGAUUAGGUUUGACUACAUGUGUUGCAAAGGAAAGUGAUAAUGAAUGGGAAAUUUGCUAAUAAUUCAUAUAUUUGGUUGUGCAUGUGAUAUGAUGGCUUUAGGUGAAUGAUUGAGCUGGAGUUAAUGGCCUUAUGAUAUCCAGGUUUUGUCAUGUUACUUUUCCUCAGGAUGUGACUUACUGUUCCUUUCAUUAAACUGUGAUUUGUGUUCUUGUA